Notothenia coriiceps (black rockcod) is the source of this 4872-nucleotide messenger RNA. RefSeq names its product arginine-glutamic acid dipeptide (RE) repeats b (gene rereb). The coding region runs from base 151 to 3753 and encodes 1200 amino acids. Gene Ontology annotation, biological process: regulation of DNA-templated transcription. The record is from RefSeq and is a predicted model, not a curated record. Gene Ontology annotation, cellular component: nucleus. Gene Ontology annotation, molecular function: zinc ion binding; sequence-specific DNA binding; transcription corepressor activity. Lineage: Eukaryota; Metazoa; Chordata; Actinopteri; Perciformes; Nototheniidae. The transcript is spliced from 17 exons.
GUCAUUGCACUGGGAAAAAAAUAGACUGACUCCCUCCACUACACCGCCUCCAUUUUGAAUAGCCAUGUAAUAGGGGAUUCGCAUAGUUUUUGUGUGUAUCGCCCACUGCGCUGCGUAGUGUCAACAAGCCACAUCCAAACAGCCCUCGACAUGGACGACCUGUUCAGUCCGCGGAGGAGCCUGAACAGCACACAGGGAGAAAUAAGAGUGGGACAAAGUCAUCAGGCCAAACUCCCAGAGUUGCAGCCGCGGCCCGUUCCCAGUUUGCAGACUCAGACGGAGAGGGAGGAUCUGAUGUGGACGCCGGGGGUCAAUGACUGUGACCUUCUGAUGUACCUCAGAGCGGCCAGGAGCAUGGCAGCGUUUGCAGGGAUGUGUGACGGUGGGUCAACAGAGGAUGGAUGUCUUGCAGCCUCCCGUGAUGAUACCACACUCAACGCACUCAACAUGCUCCAUGCGAGUCACUAUGAUGCAGCAAAAGCUCUCCAGCGCCUGGUGAAGAAGCCUCUGCCGAAGCUCAUUGAGAAAUGCUGGUCUGAGGAUGAUGUGAAACGCUUCAUCAAAGGCCUGAGACAGUAUGGAAAGAAUUUCUUCCGCAUCCGGAAAGAAUUUCUGCCCAGCAAAAAGACUGGGGAGCUGAUCACGUUCUACUACCACUGGAAGAAAACUCCUGAGGCUGCGGGAACUAGAGCUUAUCGGCAGCAACGUCGACAGCCGUCCUCUCGCAAAGCCAAGACUCGUUCUGCAGCAGUCCCCGUAACCCCAUCGCUGAAUUAUUCAGUGGAUGCGAGUUCUGCCAGUGAAGACGACCUUGACAGUGAAGACAGUGAACAGGAAGUCAAGAGCUGCAGCCACUGCGGUGCAACAAGUCAGGGUUCUAAAGAUUGGCACCAUGGGCGGAGAGACACCUCGUUGCUGUGCACGACCUGCCACUCGCACGAAAGCAAACAUGGAAGUCUGCCGCCAGCUUCAAAAUCUGCAGUCGCUCCAUUCCUGUUUAAACCUGUUAAAGAGGAAGAGGAGGUGAACAACAAGCACGGCAUGAGGACACGACGAAGCAGAGCACCUCUUUCAUCUUUGAGAAGUGGCCACAGGAGGCUCACGGGCUCCCCCACCAGUGAGGAUCAGCAGUCCAGCAGCCAGCCCUCACCCAGCGGAGCCACUUCUAAUUUGCUGAGAUCUUCUUCCACAGAUAAUAAGAACGAAUCCAGCAAGAAGACGAACAAGAAGAUAAAAGAAGAGGUCACAUCACCAAAGACAACAAAGCGUGUACGGGAGAGUCCUGUCCAGGAGCCGGAAGAGCCUGAGAAAGUUACUCCUAAAAGGCCGAAGACACAGGAUCCUCGGGGCUCGCGGUCCGAGGGCGAGGCCGAGGUGGAGGAGGAGAGCUCUUCAGAGAGCCGCAGCGCUCAGGAUGACGGCAGCAGCGACACCAAAGACAUCGACCAGGACAACCGCAGCUCCUCCCCCAGCAUCUCCAGCCCGCAGCAGGGCAACGAGAGCGACUCCGACUCCUCGGCCCAGCCCGGGGGGAUCCUGCCAGAGCCGGCUGCUGCUGCUGCUGCGGGGGGGCCGGCUGACCCUCCAGCCCUCCAGGCCAUCCCCUCUCAGGGCCAUCCCAUCCUUCAUCAGCCACCACAAAGCACUCCUCCAGCUGAUGGCGCUCAGAGCCCCCCUCCUGCCUCUCCGGACCCCCUUCAGCCCGCUGCCGGUCAGCCAGCUGGACCAAACGCCCGCCCACAGCUCCCCUCUCACGCUCUCUCUGGUCCCCUUCCUCUUCCGCCAGCACUCGGUCAGGAUUGUCCCCUGUCUCCAGCAUUUCAGGUCCCGCCGGCUCUCAACUCUGCACAGCCUCUGCAGACUCAUGGCCCGUCGGCUCAGGCCCUCCAGAGACCCCCACCCUUCUUUAGGGAGUCUCAGCUCCCCCAGCCUUCUCUCUCUGGCCCUCAAAUCAAGCCCCCUCCCACCACUCCAAUCCCAAGUUCACACAAACAGGGUCCACAUAAUCAGUCUUCUACACCUUUCCCUCAGAUGCCUUCCAACCUCCCCCCUCCCCCUGCUCUGAAGCCCCUCAAUUCUCUGCCCAACCCGCAUCCUCCGGGCGCCCCGCCGCCCCCCCUUCAGCUCAUGCCACAGCCUUUGCCAAUGCAGUCCCUUCCUACCCAGCUGCCAGUGCUCUCUCAGGUGCAGACCCACCCUGGGAAAAGCAUGACUUCCUCUCACCCGCCGGCAGCAGCCUCACUUCCUCUCCCCCCUGUAGCAUCUUCUUCUAUUGGUCCGGUCCCGAGCCUCCAGCCGUCAUAUCCACCUCUGAGACCCUCGCCGAGCGCGGCAGCAGGAUGUUCACAAAUUCAGAUUAAAGAAGAGCCACUGGAUGAGAUGGAAGAGGCUGAGAGCCCACCGCCUCCAUCUCGCAGCCCCUCGCCGCAGCCCACCAUCAUUAACAUGGCCAGCCAUGCCAGCCAGUCUGCACGGUUUAUCAAACACUUGGAUCGUGGUUACAACUCCUGUUCCAGAACAGACCUGUUCUUCACUCCACUUACGGCCUCCAAGCUGGCCAAGAAAAGAGAAGAGGCGGUGGAAAAGUUGAGGAGAGAUGCUGAGUACAGUGUUCGACAAGAACGUGAAAGGGAGAGAGACAGAGAAAGGGAGGCAGACAGAAAUGCAAUGAGUAGAGCCUCCAGCUCCUCCCACGACAGUCGUAUGAGCGAUGUUCAGAUGACGGUUCACGGCCACGGACGCCCUUCCUUUGAGCAGCCGCCCACCACUGUGGCUGCUGUGCCCCCCUACAUCGGCCCUGACACGCCCGCCCUGCGCACCCUGAGUCACUACGCCCGACCCCAUGUCAUGUCGCCAUCAAACCGCAACCACCCGUUCUACGUGUCGCUGAGCCCCGGCGACCCCCUGCUGGCCUACCACAUGCCGGGCCUGUACGGCGCUGACCCCAACCUCAGAGAGCGCGAGCUCAGGAACCUGCGCGAGAGGGAGCUCCACGAGAGGAUGAAGCCCGGCUAUGAGGUCAAGCCCCCAGAAAUGGAAAUGGUACACCAAUCUGCCAACCCCAUGGAGCACUUUGCCAGACACGGGGCCAUCGGCCUCCCCCACAUCCCCGGGCCCCCCCACCACUUCGCCCAGUUCCAUCCCGGCCUGAACCACAUGGAGCGAGGGAUGGUGCUGGCUGCGCCUCAGCUGCGCCCCGAGCUGAGCUACGCAGAGCGACUCACUGCAGAGCGGCUCCACGCAGAGAGGAUGGCGUCUGUAGGGGCCGACCCCGCCGCCAGGCUGCAGAUGCUCAAUGUGACGCCGCACCACCACCAACACUCUCACGUUCACUCCCACCUCCACCUGCACCAGCAGGAUCCGCUUGGGCAAGGUGAUGUUGGAGCUUUUCACUGCUAUGACGAAAGAUGUCAAAACCCUCAUCCUCUGGAAGCUCUGCAAGGAGGCCCACGUUUGGCCCGCUACCCCUUCCCCGGGGGCCAGAUCCCCAACGCUCUACUGGGCGAUCUCCCUCAUGAUCAUGAGAUGCUGCGCCACCCACUGUUUGGAGCAUAUCAACGAGAGCUGCAGGGUCAGAUUCCUCAGAUGUCUGCUGCCCACCAACUCCAGGCGAUGCAUGCCCAGUCUGCAGAGCUGCAGAGGAUGGCGAUGGAGCAGCAGUGGCUGCAUGCGCAUCACAUGCAUGGAGGCCAACUCCCGAGUCAGGAAGAUUACUACAGCCGUCUGAAGAAAGAAGGUGACAAGCCAUCUUGAGUGCCAGGUGGUGCAUGCCCUGAAUCCCUACACUCAUACCCAAAUAGAAUACUGUGUACUUUUAAGACUGUAAGAGAGUAUUUUGUGAGUCCAUUUUUUUGUUUUAAUAUAUUUUAGGGAAGAUCUUUGUGGAUCUUUAUGUGCAUUCCUUGUUCAGCACUUAUUGGACUGUCAACGUCCGUCUCAGAUUUUCAUAUCACUUAAGACUUUAUACUAGUUUUUAUUAUCAAAAUGACAAACAAUCUCACCCAUUCAUGUGAGAUUUGAAGUGACAGAUUUUUCUCUAACAAACUGUAAAACUGUUUCAUAUGCAGUGACGUGAAUUUGCUAAUGAAAAUAUAACUCUCAUAAAGGAUAUGAAAACAGACUGACUUUGGUGUUGAGUUGAAAUAUCUACCUAUGAUUUCUAAAUGAUUUCCUUGUACAGAAUGACCUUUUAAUAAGUGUUUGAAUGACUCUAACGACCUAGCACGACUCAGACUUUUUUUUUCACCAAACUAGAGUAGCAAGUUGCAUUGUGAUGCUUAGAGCAUAGUAUAGAUUGUUUUUUCUCUUAAAUCUGCUAAAUAUUUGUCUAAAUCCUAAAGUUUUAUAUAUCAAGAUAUCUUUUCACAUUAUAACCGAAGCUUUUAUUCGCUCAUUUUUGAGAUUGUAAAUAUUAAAUGUUUGCAAUAUUCUAUAUGAAUGAGUACUAUUGAUAUAGCAGUAGAUGUGAACACUUGCCCUUCGAUCCAGCACGAUAGCAGUAAAUCAUAAGCUAAAACAGUAUUGAGUAUUAUAAAGUAAGAUCAUUAUUAAUUGGACCAGUCGCUAAGGCAGAACGUUUUGUUAGAAUAAUGUAUUUACAUUGUUUUGACGAGAGCAAAUGAAUUGGAGUGAAACUAAAUCCUAAACAUUUUAAUGGAAUUUUUGAAAGAACUGCCUCUAAAUUCAAUAUUUAUGUGACAUAAUAUAAAAGUGUAUCCAUUGCAUAUUUAUUUCAAUAAAUAUUUCUGCAAUGACCCCUUGUUCUCUUUGCACCUGGAGUUUCUUUGUAUCAAUAGCCUGUGGUAUAUACAAUUUAUAAGGUACACCUAGCUAAAGCUAAUACUUUCCUGUAAUAAAUUCUACCUUGAUGAA